Molecule: messenger RNA, 2487 nt
Organism: Polyodon spathula (Mississippi paddlefish)
Lineage: Eukaryota; Metazoa; Chordata; Actinopteri; Acipenseriformes; Polyodontidae
Product: ubiquitin-like domain-containing CTD phosphatase 1
Exons: 11
Coding region: 204-1160 (318 amino acids)
Biological process (GO): protein dephosphorylation
Cellular component (GO): nucleus
Molecular function (GO): protein serine/threonine phosphatase activity; protein binding
Source: RefSeq, a predicted model, not a curated record
ACCUAAGGGCGCUUGGUAACACAGGAGAGCAUCACUGGAAGACAGGAAUAAACUGCUGAGUAAUUAGCACCAAGUGUCUUUAUGCUGAAAUAAUUCACUAAUUAGAAGUUAAAUUACCAACACGGUGCACUAUACACCCGGGAGGGCCUGGGUGAAAUUCGCUGGCGUUGCAAUCGAUAGACCUAACAUAUUCUAUCAAGAGGAUGUCUGUAUCUGUGAUAAUAAAAUGGGGCGGACAAGAGUACUCGAUAACUACACUGUCAGAUGAAGACACAGUGCUGGACCUUAAGCAGUCUAUAAAAACCCUAACAGGAGUUCUUCCUGUCAGACAAAAAUUACUGGGGCUUAAAGUCAAAGGUAAACCUGCAGAAGAUGAUCUUAAACUGGGCACACUUAAGUUGAAACCAAAUACAAAGAUCAUGAUGAUGGGUAGCAGAGAGGAGAGCUUGGAAGAUGUUCUGGCUCCUCCACCUGAAAACGAAGAUGUCGUCAAUGAUUUUGAUAUAGAAGAGGAAGUUAUAGAAGUAGAAAACAGAGAAGAAAACCUGGCAAAAAUAGCCCGCAGAGUUAAAGAAUAUAAGGUGGAGGUUUUAAACCCACCUCGAGAGGGCAAAAACCUGCUUGUAUUAGAUGUGGACUACACCCUGUUUGACCACAAAUCUUGUGCGGAGACUGGGUUAGAGUUAAUGAGACCGUAUCUUCAAGAGUUUCUCACGUCCGCGUAUGAAGACUAUGAUAUUGUUAUCUGGUCUGCUACCAGCAUGAAGUGGAUUGAGGCUAAAAUGAAAGAGCUGGGAGUGACAAACAACCCAAACUACAAGAUAACCUUCAUGCUAGACAGUGCUGCUAUGAUCACUGUGCAUACCCCUAAAAGAGGUGUGGUGGAGGUUAAGCCUCUGGGUGUAAUAUGGGGCAAGUAUGCAGAGUUCUAUAACAAGAAAAAUACUAUCAUGUUUGAUGAUAUUGGAAGGAACUUUCUGAUGAAUCCACAGAAUGGACUAAAGAUUAAACCCUUUAUGAAAGCACAUUUAAACCGUGAAAAAGACAAGGAGCUUCUCAAGCUAUCCCAGUAUCUCAAAGAAAUUGCAAAGCUUGAGGACUUCUCAGAGCUCAACCACAAGCACUGGGAGAGGUAUCUUUCAAAGAAGCAAAGCCAAUAGAACUUAUCAGAGAUGACCCUUUUGUGGACCAUUACUUACAGGGAGUAGUGCUGGACACUGAAAAAAAUGCCCAGAAAAAGAAUGCCCAGGGAUUCCCUGCAUUCUCUUCUGCUGUACACGAAUACAAGCAGGAACACAUGUUUUAUCACAGACACAGAUCCUGAAGGAUUUUCUGCCUAUAUGUUUUUCAUUACUCUGGACAAUAUCAGCAAUGUCACACAAACUUGCCUGUAUAUUUGAGUUACAGGUAACCAAAUAUAUUUACAUCCCAAUACAUUGAUAUUGUUACCAGUGUAAAGACAUCAUUAUGUGCCCAAAGGAAAUCCCCCCAGCCAGAGACACACACACACAUGUGCUGGAGUACUUAAAAUACAGUAAUAUGGUAUAAAGUUGUCAAUUAUACAGACUUUAAAUAGAAAUUUAUCUCAAUGGCUUUAUUGGUAAUCAAAAAAUGUGUUACCCUGACAAGUCUGCAGAAAUUUUCUACUAGUAAUUGUUGCCAGUUGAUGAUACAGUUUGAAUUGCCAGUACCUUUUUUUCAAAGGUAAACACUUCCUAUUGUUGGUACAUUUUGACUUUUUUUUUUUUUUUUAAACCAAUUGUUAUUGUUGUUAUACUGUUAUCAUUUUGCAAGUGGAAUUCACCCAGUAAGGCCAUCAGAAUUGAUAGCCAAUUUUACUCGUACUUUGGGUAGAUAUUUAUCCGUAAAGAGUUGAAACAAUAAGCUGUAAAGGGUUGGUAAUCCUGACUGAGUUUAGAAUAUGGAGUUCUGUUAAAAUACACUUUUUUGAAUCAGUAAGAUGGCGGAUCAGGGUUGUGUAAUUUAAAGAUGGGAGAUUGUUUGUGUCUCGUUCAGAUUUCAUUUGUUAUUGGUUUACAAAAAGCCCUUUUUAUGUUUUUUUGUUUUUUGUAGCCAAGUUUGAGUUUAUUAAAAUAAUAGUAUUUUGUCUAUUUUUGUAAGACCACACAGUGGAUUCCAGCAGAUUUGUGGUCAAGAAUUAAAUUAUUAAAACAUAUUUGCAAAAGAACCCCUGGAACCUAGGGAUGUCUGGGUUUUUGCCUUAGAAAGAGGCUCCGGUAUCCAGCAUCCUGUCUGUAUUUACUGCCCCCAUCUCCUCACCUCAGUAUAUACCUUGAUACCACACCUCAUGAUGGAUCAUUGACUCUCCACUCAAGAUAAUUUCUGUCAGUACUGUAACCUGCCCAAACACAUCCUACCUAGGCUGGAAAGACACACGGGCUGUUGAUAAAGCAGUUAUGGCCAAAAGUUUUGCAUCACCCUAGGAGAGAUAUAUGUGAACAUAAUUUAGGUGUUUUAUUUAACAUU